Molecule: messenger RNA, 1389 nt
Organism: Vittaforma corneae ATCC 50505
Lineage: Eukaryota; Fungi; Microsporidia; Nosematidae
Exons: 1
Coding region: 1-1389 (462 amino acids)
Molecular function (GO): protein binding
Source: RefSeq, a predicted model, not a curated record
AUGAAUAUUGUACGAACAAAAAAGGCAUACAAAACAAUCUGCUGUUUAAUUGCAUUUGUGGGAGCUAGGUUUAUUGACACUUCCAGUGGAGUCAAUCCAGGCUUGGGGGACAUUCAAAGCCCUGGUUCAGUUGGGUAUGAAGCUUGUACUUCUCAAAAGUGCCGUAUGGAUAUUGACUAUGGAUAUCCACUUCUCAAAAACAUUACAUCUCUUCAUGAUGUGAUAGAAGAGCUGAAGUAUCUAUGUUGUCUGGAUCUCAGCAGAAAAGAGCUAAGAUCAUUACCACCUGAGAUAGGAGAGUUGGAGAGUUUAGAUGGAUUGUAUCUCAAUGGUAACGAAUUUGAGACAUUAUCACCUGUGAUAGGAGAGCUGAAGAAUCUAAAAUACUUAGAUCUCUAUGAUAACAAACUCGAGAGACUAUCACCUGAGAUAGGAAGGCUGAAGAAUCUACGAGAACUGGAUCUUAGUGGUAACAAGCUCAGGACAUUACCAUCUGAGAUAGGAGAGUUGGUGAAUUUAGGGAUAUUGCACCUCAAUGAUAACAAACUCGAGAGACUACCACCUGAGAUAGGAAGGCUGAAAGAUCUGUGGCGCCUGUAUCUAAAUGGUAACAAUCUCGAAGCACUACCAGAAACUAUAGAAAAUCUGAAGGAUCGUCUAUGGUAUCUGUAUCUCAAUGGUAACAAGCUCAAGACAUUACCACCUGAGAUAGGAGAGUUGGUGAAUUUAGGGAUAUUGCACCUCAAUGAUAACAAACUCGAGAGACUGCCACCUGAGAUAGGAAGGCUGAAGAAUCUGCGAGAACUGGGUCUCAAUGGUAACAAUCUCGAAGCACUACCAGAAACUAUAAGAGAGUUGAAGAAACUUCAGUACCUGUAUCUCAAUGGCAACAAGCUCAAGACAUUACCACCUGAGAUAGGUGAGCUGAAGUGGUUGCUGGUAUUGCAUCUCAAUGGUAAUAAACUUGAGAGACUACCACCUGAGAUAGGAGAGUUGGAGGGUUUAUAUACAUUGUAUCUCAAUGAUAACGAGUUCGAGACAUUACCAUCUGAGAUAGGAAAGCUGAAGAAUCUACGGCACCUGCAUCUCAGUGGUAACAAACUCGAGAGACUACCAUAUGUGAUAGCGGAGCUGAAGAAUCUACGAGAACUGGAUCUUAGUGGUAACAAACUCGAGACACUACCAUCAUACAUUGUAAGAAUGUUGUCUGGUUCUUUGCAGCUUCUGGAUUUAAGAGGCAAUAAUAUUUACGAAGUUGGAGAUGGAAAAAGGACUCUGGGUAAGAAAGAACUGAGAGAGAUAUUUGGAGAUCGUGUCAAGUUCGAUGAAGAAGCUUCACAAUGGUCUUUGUGGAAAUGUUUCACAGAAUUUGUUGCGUAUUUAUUGUAA